AGCUCAAACAAGCCUAUCGUUAGUAUUAUCUGCUAAAGGGAAACAUUACUAAAAAAGGGCCGGAUACGUCAAGCUGGCGGUAACUGAUCCGUGAAUGGUCUCAUCGUGUGAAGUUAUGAAGUUCAUCUGUUUAUUCGUGGUACUGUGCAUGGCGACUACCAUAUUAGCUCGCCCGCCUUAUGGAGGUCCUGGCCGCAGGAGAGGCCCACCAGGUGGUUUCGGAAGAGGACCUGCACAGUGGUUUCCCGAAAUGUUUCUUCGUCAGCUGUGCCAGGAACUUCAGUUCCCAACAACUCUGGUUCCCGGAGUGAGAACGGCUGGCCCCAUCGUUCCCGUCUCUUUUGGCAGUGAUUCCACGGUCGUUUCGUUACCGUCUGGGUCUGCGAUUACGCCGUUAAGCACUGAAGCGACACCCCAGGGAGUAACCAUUCCUCUCGGUGCUUGAUUUCAUUGUUGCACCCAAGACAGAACGACAAAUGAUGCAACAUACGACUACGGUUCCUGUUGAAGCGAUGAACUCAGAGGACUAUAAAGAGGACGUAUAUUAAUAUUCAUUUAAUAAACUGGAGUGUAUUAAAGCUGA
Messenger RNA from Rhipicephalus microplus (southern cattle tick), 583 nucleotides. RefSeq lists its product as uncharacterized. Lineage: Eukaryota; Metazoa; Arthropoda; Arachnida; Ixodida; Ixodidae. The record is from RefSeq and is a predicted model, not a curated record.